CUUGGCCGUUUCCCUUCGAACUCUCUUCUCGAUGGCCCUCUUCCGUUCGAAUUUAAUCUCCGAAUUGUAGGCCAUCUUGUUCUGGAGCUUCUCCUUUUCCUUUUCCCUGUCGACGGCCGGCCGGGCCGGCUUGAAUCGCUCCCUUUCGUACACGCCGGACUCCACGAUGGUUUGCAUCGAACGUUUCUUCGAGCUGCCCGGCCUGAUGGUCACCGGAUACUUCGGCUCCCGAACGCUCUCCGGGGCCUCCUCGUCGCUGCGCAGGUUGUAGUUCUCCUUCUUGCGCAUCAUCGAUGCCAUUUUGCUCUCUUCGAUCAACACUAGGCAACAGUACAGAAAGUUACUAGAAAAAAAUAAAAAGGCACCGAUGUGGCUGUUGUACGUUUUAGGUAUUUCGCUCUAUCCGGAUCGAACGAGUUUUUGGGCGUUUGCAACAUCCCGCCUUUGGGCACGUUCUUGCUCAUCCAUUCCAUUUCCAAUAGGAUAUAAUUGUGUAUAAUGUAAAUAAAGUGGCUGAAAUGAAGAUGAAAUGAUCGCUCGUUUAUAAACGGUCGCUAUGGAAACAAUUAUUAAAUACGAGGGAUGAUUCGAAUCUUCUAUACGCUACAUACGAGGGGAUCACUAGAAAAUAUACAUAACAAACGCAUUAAAUUCUGUCGCGUUAAUAAGGAUGUUCUAUUAGACCCGAACGUGCCAGUCUCGCUUCGAUACCGCACUAUGAACACUCAUAAAUACCUUUUAUACAUAGUUUUAAGCUCGACUAGUGUUUUUUGUUGCCAACAUUACGAAUGGAACCCCUUCGGGAGGGCCCAUUUGGCGCUGUUGAUUCUUGCUAGGGGAGGCUCGAAAGGAAUACCAUUGAAAAACGUAGCCGAAAUAGGCGGUAUACCAUUAGUGCGGAAUACAAUACGCGAGAUUAGGACUGUGAAAGGAGUGGAUUCGAUUUGGGUAUCGACCGAUCAUUGGAAAAUCGCUCGGGAAGCGCAAAAAGGUUCACCUAGAGAUAAAAUCAACGUUCAUUGGAGAUCGCCCGAAUCGGCUACAGACACAGCAAGCUCGCUUGAAGGGAUCGAGGAGUUCCUGGAGAAUCACCAGGAAGUCGAAAUACUGGGUCUAUUGCAAUGCACGUCGCCUUUUAUAAGCUCUGAAUACGUCCAAUUCGCUGUAGAUUCUAUGAGAAGCGGCUAUGAAUGCGUAUUUUCAGUAACGAGAUCGCACAAACUGCGGUGGAGGGAACUCGAUUAUAAAUUGGUACCGGUGAAUUUCGAAGCUUCGAGGAGACCCAGAAGGCAGGAUUGGAACGGGGAUUUGGUCGAAAACGGAAUGUUCUACUUCGCUACGAGGAGAUUAAUAGGAAAAGGUCUAUUGCAAAGCGACAAGUAAGCCAACGUUAAUCAUGUUUAUCGUAGAAAAAUGUAUUCAAAUUUUCACUAUGGCUUUGCCAACGUUUCCGCCUCUUAGCAUAUCGACAAAAGCGGUGAAAGUGUUCUCGAAACCCUCUGUUACGCUUUCCCUGUAUUUCAAUUUCCCUUCCUCUAUCCAUUUCUUGUUCUGUUCGAUCCCCUCAAACCAUCUAUCCAACCACCUGUGCACUAUGAAACCUUCCAUUCUCAAUUGAUUAAACGUCAAGGGAUACUGAACGAGAG
This is a messenger RNA of Phyllotreta striolata, 1646 nucleotides long. Lineage: Eukaryota; Metazoa; Arthropoda; Insecta; Coleoptera; Chrysomelidae. The record is from the annotation of a GenBank genome assembly.